Molecule: messenger RNA, 1670 nt
Organism: Daucus carota subsp. sativus
Lineage: Eukaryota; Viridiplantae; Streptophyta; Magnoliopsida; Apiales; Apiaceae
Product: ethylene-responsive transcription factor RAP2-13
Exons: 1
Coding region: 432-1427 (331 amino acids)
Biological process (GO): regulation of DNA-templated transcription
Cellular component (GO): nucleus
Molecular function (GO): DNA-binding transcription factor activity; sequence-specific DNA binding
Source: RefSeq, a predicted model, not a curated record
UAAGUUCACAUAUUGGCAGAGUGAAAAAAAUCAAAAGCGAGGUCACCUAAAAUUUGAGUGUUUAGUUUACAUAAUCCCCCCCUUCUCUCUAUAUUCCCCUCUUCUUGGAUCCCUUUCUGUAAUAGUCUGUCUUUCAACUUAUAUAAUUUUUCUGGGUUUGUUUUCUUGAUUUUUGACUGAUUUUUCACCAAAAAAUUUGAAGAACCAAGCUCAUAAUUGUGUGUUUUUUGAAAGCCAGGUGUUUCAGAAUAGUGAUCACUAGUUUUUACUUAAUUUCAGCACAAAUCUCUCCCAGGGUGUGUUUUUCAAUAUCCCUCAGAUUUGUAUCUUCUCUUACAAUCCCUGUUUCUUAAUUUUUACAAGAAACCAGGUUCUUUUAUUAUCUGUAUCUUCUACUUGUAUUUGUGUGUUUUUCAGGUUGAUUUGUAGAAAUGAUGACAGGUGUAGAUUUUGAUUUGUACAAUAGUUGUACAAGCAGUCCAAGUAGUUACUCAGAUCCUUGUAGUGAAGAGCUGAUGAAAGCACUUGAACCUUUUAUGAAAAGUGCUUCUUCAACAGACACUUCUUCUUCUAUCUCUUCUCUUUCUCCUAGUCCUACUAGUAAUUUCUACUACCCUUUUGACUCUUCUUUCUCUACCCAGCCCCCUACUUUCCCGGUUUACAGCCCACCCGAAUCCACAACCCAAAUGUUUUCCACCGGGUUUUCGGGUUUUGCCCAUAUGGGUAUGGACCAGACAGGUUCUCUUGGGCUUAACCAAAUCACCCCAUCUCAGAUCCUCCAGAUCCAAGCUCAGAUCCAGCUCCAAAACCAACAGAACUACUAUUCUUCCAUUUCUUCUCUACCACCACAGCCCCAAAGAUCUUCCAACUUUCUUGGGCCUAAGCCUGUCCAGAUGAAACACACGGGAAGCCCAACAAAGCCCACAAAACUUUACAGGGGUGUUAGGCAAAGGCACUGGGGCAAAUGGGUCGCUGAGAUCCGUUUACCCAAGAACAGGACCCGGCUUUGGUUAGGCACUUUUGACACAGCUGAAGAAGCUGCUUUAGCUUAUGAUAGAGCGGCUUAUAAGCUGAGAGGUGAUUUCGCUAGGCUUAAUUUUCCACACUUAAAGUUAGAUCAAGAGCUAUCGACUUUUAAGCCAUUGCAUUCGACUGUUGAUGCUAAACUUCAAGCCAUUUGCCAAAACUUGAACAAAGAGCCCAAACAGAAGAGUGCAAAGAAGCCCAAAACUUCUAAGCCAGCUUUUGUCAAAGUGGAGGAAGCUUCCAACGGGUCGGAUCUUUCCGGCGGGUCAUCACCCGAAUCCGAAAUCUCGUUCCUGGAUUUUUCAGAGCCUUGUUUUGACGAGUCUGAGAAUUUCAUGCUGCAGAAGUUCCCUUCAGUGGAGAUUGAUUGGGAGGCGCUGACGUCAUCCCUGAUGUCAUAAUAAAUUUAUGUAUCUUUUUUUUCUUUAUAGGUGUAGUAUUGUAGCCUCUGAAAUGGUUUUUUUGACAUUUACAGAGGCGAGUCAUGCAGUCGUAGAAUAGGUUUAAGUUUGUGAAUUUUGUAUAUGUAAUUAUGUAAGGUAUAUUUUUAUAUGUACCUUGUAUAAUGGCCUGCUAGUAAUUUUUGUCUAGUAUUGGCCGAGGGAGAUGUCCUAACUAUGUUUUAAUGUAUUCCUAGUUUAUAA